Brassica oleracea var. oleracea is the source of this 1573-nucleotide messenger RNA. RefSeq lists its product as uncharacterized. Gene Ontology annotation, biological process: chloroplast organization; regulation of DNA-templated transcription. Lineage: Eukaryota; Viridiplantae; Streptophyta; Magnoliopsida; Brassicales; Brassicaceae. The transcript has a single exon. Gene Ontology annotation, cellular component: chloroplast. Gene Ontology annotation, molecular function: double-stranded DNA binding. The record is from RefSeq and is a predicted model, not a curated record. Bases 97 to 1356 code for a protein of 419 amino acids.
UUCCAAAGUAAACGGACCGAUCUGAGUUCAUCUUCCAUGCUCGUCUUCUCCAGUUGAAACAGAUAGCAGAGCUUCUCUUCUUCCUUCUCCUCUGCCAUGUAUUCUCUGAUACUCCAUGGAAGAAGGUUCGGCGAGUUACAGAAAUGGCGUCAAUUGAGAUUCUCAGCGAGCCCUUAUCUAAAUGAGCUUCCUUUUACCAACUCCUUCUCCUCUACUACUAGUAUAAAAGGUAAGAACUUUACUGUCUCUUACCUCGUUGACUCAUUGGGUCUAUCUUCAAAACUCGCAGAAUCAAUCUCAAGAAAAGUCAGUCUCCAAGGCGACAGAAACCCAGAUUCCGUUCUGAAUCUCCUAAAGAGUCAUGCUUUCACAGAUUCUCAGAUCUCCACCAUCAUUAAUGAGUACCCACAAGUCCUAACACUAGACGCUGAGAAGACUCUUGCCCCCAAACUCAAGUUGCUGCUUUCCAGAGGGGCUUCAACCUCCGAGCUCACCGAGAUUAUCUCAAAAGUUCCAGAGAUCUUGGGAAAGAAAUCUAUAAGCAUAUACUACGAUUCUGUCAAAUGCAUCUUAGAAGGAGAUAAGACCUCCACUAACGAAAAGCUAAGUGAUUCUUUCCCACAGGGUACUAGUUUAGAGAACAAAGUCAGAAACGUAUCUGUACUUAGAGGGUUAGGUAUGCCUCAAAAGCUCUUACUCCCCUUGCUCAUCUCCAAAUCUCAGCCCAUUUGCGGAAAAGACAAUUUCGAUGCUUCCCUCAAGAAGGUCAUCGAGAUGGGUUUUGAUCCGACAACCUCAAAGUUUGUCCUAGCUCUCCGCAUGCUUUACCAAAUGAGCGACAAGACGAUUGAGGAGAAAGUUGAAGUCUAUAAGAGUUUAGGCUUCACCGUGGAAGAUAUAUGGGAGAUCUUUAGGAGCACUCCUACUUUCCUAAAAGUCUCCAAGAACAAGAUGCUGAGCUCCAUGGAGACGUUUCUAGGGUUAGGGUUCAGCAGGGAUGAGUUUGCCACGAUGGUCAAACGCUAUCCUCCCUGCAUUGAGUAUUCCACGGAGUCGGUUAUAAAGAAGACUGAGUUUUUGCUGAAGAAGAUGAAUUGGACGGUGAAGGCGGUUGCUUUGCACCCUCAGGUAGCUGGUUACAGCUUGGAGAAGAGGAUUGUACCAAGGUGUAACGUUAUCAAGGCUCUCUUGUCCAAAGGGUUGAUUGGGAGUGAACUCCCUCCAGUGUCGUCUGUUUUGUCGUGUACGGAUCUGAAGUUCUUGAACAAGUAUGUGAUGAAGCAUGACGAGCUGGUUCCUGAGUUGAUGGCUAUCUAUACCGGAGAAGUAGACCAGAAGUCACUCCCACAACAUUGAGCAACGUCUAGGUUUGUUCUUGUUUUCAGAUCAUCCUUACUCCUUUGUAUAAUGACAAGGGGAACCAAAAGAUUAGGUCUUGAUUUAUGUAUCCCAUAUUGUGCUUUUUCAAUCUCAAUUUGACUUGGAUCCGUCCAACAUGUUUCCUUCUAAUAUGCAGUCUGACUGGCACAAUAAUUUGAAUCUUUAAUGCUUAGCCUAAAAGCAGCAAGUUAGG